AUGCAAUAUUGCAGCCGUAAUUGGUUCCUUUUAAGUUAUCCUUUGUAUAAUGUUUUCCCUUUCUUGAACUAUGAGAUUGUUAUUCUUAUACCCUGUCCUUGGAUUGUAUCCUGCAUUCUUACGGUUGGAAUUUAUAUUGGAACCUCACUGACUUCAUUGUCAUCUCCAUCUUCCCUUCUUUUUCACUGCACUGCACUUCUUUAAAUAUUGCAGAAUUAUGUUUAGGUUUUUAAGGAAUUGCAUUAGGAUUCAGUUUCAGUUUCUCUAUCCCUAUAGUCUGACAAUGUUCAUAAAAGGUUUGUCAUGACUGAUGAAAAUGCAACAUUUCUGAAUUAAUGAUACUAAAAUGUGAAUUUAUUGUUAACUUUCUUGCUUUCUUGAUUGGGUUGUAGGUAGUGGCUAACCAGGAAUCUGCAGAUGAACCAGAACUUUCAGACAUUACAAAAUUAAGAAGCUAUCCAUCAAGAUUCCAUUUCAGUUUAUAGCAUUGUUCCUGUGCAAUGUCUCUCAUUUUUCGAGGCUUCUGUUAACUCUGUAGCUGUUUUCUUUUAAAAACAAAGACUUCACAAGACAAGUUUGUCCUCAAAACCAUGAAUGAAUUUAGUCCGGUGAGAUCGAAAGAAUGGAACAUCUAUGCUAGCUCUGAUCCAAGCCAAUCUCAGAGAGGAGCAGAUAAGGAUAACUCAUUGAAGAACUAUGGGAGUACAUUAAAUGCCAUCUCUUUCGGUUUUGUUGCUACAGCGAUCUUAAUCUCAAUGUUUCUUAUCAUGGCCAUCUUCGAACAUUUGUUGAGGCCAAAACCCCCUUUCUCAUCAUCUCAAGAUAUGGCUGAUGGGUCCUUGGAAUCAGGUUCCAUGCAGGAUCCAAUGCAUGUAACUGAGAAACUCGGAACUUCACAAUCGAUGUCAGCGUCUUAUUCAUCAGACUUCUCGGUGUUGAUGCCUGGCCAACAAUGUCCCACCUUCAUUGCCAAACCAACACCUCUCCCUUGCCCAAGGGAGGAGAUACACUGGCCUCCUCAUGAUCAAGGUUUUGUUCCACCAUAGCUGCUUCUGUAAUUACAUGAAACCAUCAUUCUGGUUGGAUGUAGUCUAAAUCCUCAUCCAAGUUAUUGACUUCUUGCUCAUUGUUUUAUCUAUGUUUAUAUUAGACCCUUUAUCUUUUUUUAUUUUU
This is a messenger RNA of Telopea speciosissima, 1173 nucleotides long. RefSeq lists its product as uncharacterized. The record is from RefSeq and is a predicted model, not a curated record. NCBI's taxonomy places the organism in Eukaryota, Viridiplantae, Streptophyta, Magnoliopsida, Proteales, Proteaceae. The transcript is spliced from 2 exons. The coding region runs from base 591 to 1046 and encodes 151 amino acids.